UCUCCUGCCCUCCAGAAGGGCUGUUGGCAUCUACCAAACCAACAGUUGCGGGUGCUUCCGCUGCCUCUGCCCGCCACGUUUCCUUUGAGUAGCCGUCACGAGGAAGCCGCCGGUGCUGCAAUAUUUUGCCCGGGCAGGAAGGAAGAGAUGACGGAUGACCCUCCCCAGCCGGACCCCUGGCAAAGGGAAGGAAGCGGCAGGAGCUCCGGAGGGCGAUGAAGCAACCGGGGUGUGUGUGUGUGUGUGUGAAUUCACUUUGUCCACGGAGAAGAUCGCUGACUCGCAGGAUGAGAACACGGAACGGGGCAACUGGUCCAGCAAGACGGACUACCUGCUGUCCAUGGUGGGCUAUGCGGUGGGCCUGGGCAACGUGUGGCGGUUCCCGUACCUGACCUACCAGAACGGAGGAGGAGCCUUCCUGAUCCCCUACGCCAUCAUGCUGGCCUUAGCCGGCCUCCCUCUCUUCUUCAUGGAGUGCUCCCUCGGACAGUUUGCCAGCUUGGGACCCGUCUCAGUUUGGAGAAUUCUCCCCCUUUUUCAAGGCGUGGGGAUCACUAUGGUGAUCAUCUCCACCUUUGUGACCAUCUAUUACAACGUCAUCAUUGCCUACAGCCUCUACUACUUGUUCGCCUCCUUUCAGCGGGUCCUGCCGUGGGCACAUUGCGACCCGGAGUGGGCAGAUCAGAAAUGCAGCAAGACGCCAAUCGUGUUACUGUGCAAUGUCACGAUGGGCAACACAAACGUCCAGAUGAAUUACACAGAAGUGCAGAGCAUGAACCUCACCUGCAUCAACAACACCCAGGUGUUUGCAGAUACGCAGGUCCCCAGCGAACAGUAUUGGAACAACAAAGUCCUCCAGCGGUCGGAUAACUUAAGCGACACCGGGGUGAUCGUGUGGUACCUGGCGCUUUGCCUUCUCCUUUCCUGGCUGAUCGUGGCCGUUAGCUUGUUCAAAGGCAUCAAGUCCUCUGGGAAGGUUGUCUAUUUCACAGCCAUCUUCCCUUACGUUGUCCUGAUUAUACUGCUGGUGCGAGGUGUCACCUUGGAAGGUGCCCGGGAGGGGAUUGAGUACUACAUCGGGGCCCAGUCCGAUUUCAAGAAACUUGGCGAAGCAGAGGUGUGGAAAGAUGCAGCCACGCAGAUUUUCUUCUCCCUCUCGGUCGCCUGGGGUGGGCUGGUCGCUCUCUCCUCCUACAACAAGUUCCAUAACAAUUGCUACGCAGACGCCAUUUUCGUCUGUGUGACCAACUGUCUCACGAGCGUCUUUGCCGGGUUCGCAAUCUUCUCCAUUCUGGGGCACAUGGCCUUUAUGGCCAAUAAGAAGGUCUCCGAAGUUGUGGACUCAGGAUUUGACCUGGCCUUUGUGGCCUACCCUGAAGCCCUGUCCCAGCUCCCGGUGGCUCCUCUCUGGUCCUUCCUGUUCUUCUUCAUGCUUCUGCUUCUGGGUCUCGAUUCCCAGUUUGCCACCAUAGAAACCAUCACUACCACCAUCCAAGAUAUCUACCCUGCAGUGAUGAAGAAAAUGAGAAUUGUGGUGACAAUGGGGUUGUGUCUGCUGCUGUUUCUGCUUGGGCUCGUCUGUGUGACCCAGGCAGGAAUCUACUGGGUCAACCUGGUGGACCAUUUCUGUGCAGGCUGGGGGAUCCUCUUUGCAGCUAUCCUGGAACUGCUGGGAAUUUGCUGGAUUUAUGGGGGAAACCGAUUCAUCCAAGACAUCGAGAUGAUGAUCGGGAAGAAAAGCUUCUUCUUCUGGCUGUGGUGGAGAGCCUGCUGGUUUUUCAUCACCCCUUGCCUCUUGCUGGCCAUCCUGAUUUGGUCCCUGAUCACUUUUACACCCCCCAAGUAUGGCAAGACAGAGUACCCAGACUGGGGCUCUGCCAUCGGCUGGUGCAUGAUCAUUUUCUGCCUCAUUUGGAUUCCAGUGGUGGCCAUUUACAAGAUCGGCAAGGCCAAAGGCAACCUGUGGCAGCGGAUCGUCUCCUGCUGCAAGCCCAAACCCAACUGGGGGCCGUCCCUGGAGUGUCACCGGGGAGAGAGAUACAAGGACAUGGUGGACCCGGUCAAGAAACAGGACGUCGAGAUCUCCACUGUGGACAGCUACAUCCGCAAGCUGGAGUAAAGAGAGAGGGGGGUACCGCUGCAGGCUGAGGGUCCCAGUUGCGCCCAGCAAAAUCCGAAAAGAAGCCGUGCAAUGGAUGCCAAAGACUUUGGACCAUCUGCCAAAGAGCCACAUCUGGGGGGCUUUGCUGCUAAGGCAGGCCAGGUCGUGGUGGGUGGUGGGGGCAGCCUUCUAACUCAGGACCACUCUCUAGAGGGUUUGAACCCCCCCCGGCCCACCAAGCCCUUUCCAUAAAGAGCCAGCAAAAAUCCCUCAACCCCUCAACCCCCCAAAGUCUCCUCUGGCAAGGCUGAGUGCCCUCCCUCGCAGGGGUGUGGUGAUGAAGAACACACUCCGGCGAUCCUGUGAGAAUCUUCGGGGCCAUCAAAGUGUCCGAGACUGGGAUCCUUCGUUGGAUGUGAAGCCUGUCCUCAUUCAGGGAGGCUCACUUCUGUGUGUCAAUGGGACAAGGACCAUCACACAACACUCUGGAUGUGCACGCACGCAUAUCUGUGUGUGUGUGAGAGAGAGAGAGAGAGAGAAAGAGAGACGGACGCUGCACCUGGCAUUUUAUUUGCAUAAUUUAUUCCUGGGAUUUUAUUUGGGAUUAAUUUAUUAUUGUUAUUAUUUUUUGCUACCUUGGAGGGAAAUGCCUGAAAACCUCUCUCCACCCAAAGAGAGCCAGCCAUCUUAACCAGCCAUCCGGAUUUGGGGUAGACCUUUCUCGUUCAUCUUCAAGUUCUAUCUCUAAAACCCUAAGGACUAGAAACUUGACUUUAGAAUAAAGAAGAGAGAGAGAGAGAGAGAGAGAGAAUUCCUUAGAAGUGGAACUGCUUAUUCUCGGUGCAGAGAGCUGGCUGGCCAGCUAAUAAAAGAAAUCUGUUCAGAUUUUGGUUUUCAAAGGACCUUUUCAUUGUCCAUUUCAGCUGUUUUUUUUUUUCUUUUUCUUUCGUCUUCUCAGGCAGGAAUCUCUUCUUUCUUUCCCCAUCAUUCACUCUCCCAGAACGCCCAAGGCAUCCCUCUGGGCCAAGGGAGAAUGAGCAGAAAGGCUGAAUCUCCUCCCUGCUUCUUCCUGAGAAUUGCUGGUCUUAAAGAUUUGGUCUGUUUUAUCAUUCCAGGCGGCAGCUCAACCCCCCCUCUCCCCCCCCGUGCUGAGUUGGGCCAGUUUCUGGGGAGCAAAAGGGGCUGCACAGUGGAGGGGGAGGCUGGUGGAAGCACCCCAAUUCUUUCUCAUUAAUUCAGUGAGGGGGGGAACGUCCUUUUCCUCUUGUGCAAUCCACACAAGGGAUCCUUCAUAAAGAGCCCACUGUCUCUGCAGAAAUCUGGGUCCGGAAGCGCUCCAUGGAGACCCCUGAAAGGCAACCCCCGGGAGACCUCCGAUCUCUCAGCUGGGGGAGUCCUAGAUUUCUCCAGCAGGUCCCAAAGUUGGGAUGGAAGGAAGGGCGGAUGACUAAAGGCCCAGGAGAAGAGGCCUCUGCCCUGGGGGCCCAACUCAUGGCCUUGGGGGUGCUUUUUGU
This is a messenger RNA of Ahaetulla prasina, 3615 nucleotides long. It is a transcript of the gene SLC6A14, whose product is annotated as solute carrier family 6 member 14. The transcript is spliced from 14 exons. Gene Ontology annotation, cellular component: membrane. The record is from RefSeq and is a predicted model, not a curated record. Bases 155 to 2119 code for a protein of 654 amino acids. Gene Ontology annotation, molecular function: L-proline transmembrane transporter activity. NCBI's taxonomy places the organism in Eukaryota, Metazoa, Chordata, Lepidosauria, Squamata, Colubridae. Gene Ontology annotation, biological process: sodium ion transmembrane transport.